GGAAUUUCUGUUUUCUGCUCUGGAGGCCCAGGCUCAAGACAAAUUAUAAGUAGGAAACCAAUUUGAAGGAAAGGAUUUAGAAAGGAGUUAAGGUGUCAGGGCCCGAGAGAGACCAGCAGCCCCCUCUGAAGUCUGUAUGCUCCUGACACACUCAUGUGCUUGUUUUAGGGGAAGGGGCUGCUUGAUUUUUCACCAACAGCAAACACAGGUAGGAGAUGGAACAGGUUCUCUCCAGAACAGGCCAUCAGGGGGAGGAGAAAUGAUGGCAAGCGGAGUAUGCUCUUGGUAUGUUUAAUUGCUUAAAGCUUUUAAGUUAUCUCUUCAAGACCCCAAAAAAAGCCACAAAGGGGUCCUUUUCAUUGAUUAAGAGGGCUUUUACUGACACCCAGGAUGAAGUGACCCUAUUACUAAUCAAGUGAAGAGGACACCGAGUAUGCCCCCAUUUAUAAUCCUUUCCCAGUUCCUUUUUGCUGGUCAUAAAACGAUGCUCAUCAAUCCCACCUAAAGUGGAAGGUAAGGAGUUCAGCCUUUUGUGGCAACGAGGAGUGCAACUGCCCUCCAGUUCUGCCCCCAAGACAAAAGACGACUCCUGGAAGCCAAGCAAGGUUUAAGUCUUUCUGGACAGAGAGCGGUGCCUGGUGAGGAGCUAGGGCAUUGGCCAGCAGAGCGGGUCACAGGGGAGGAGGAAAGGAGUCAGGGCCAGGAUGGGCUUGCUGAAGGGUCUUCUCCAAGCAAGGAAUCUGCUGCUGGUCAUCUGCGUGCCCCUGCUGCUGCUGCCUCUGCCCACCCUCUACCCCAGCAGCGAGGCCGCGUGUGCUUACGUGCUGAUAGUGACUGCCGUGUACUGGGUGUCAGAAGCCGUGCCUCUCGGAGCUGCAGCCCUCGUGCCUGCCUUCCUCUACCCGUUCUUUGGAGUCCUUCGAUCCAGUGAGGUGGCAGCUGAAUACUUCAAGAACACCACGCUGCUGCUCGUGGGGGUCAUCUGCGUGGCUGCGGCCGUGGAGAAGUGGAACCUGCACAAGCGCAUCGCUCUGCGCAUGGUCCUCAUGGCCGGAGCCAAGCCGGGCAUGCUGCUGCUCUGCUUCAUGUGCUGCACAACACUGCUGUCCAUGUGGCUCUCCAACACGUCCACCACCGCCAUGGUGAUGCCCAUCGUGGAAGCCGUGCUGCAGGAGCUGGUCAGUGCUGAGGAGGAGCAGCUCAUGGCGGCCAAUGCCAGCUCCGAAGAGGCCGAGCCCAUCAGCCUGGAUGUCAACAACAGCCAGCCUUCUCUGGAACUCAUCUUUGUCAAUGAAGACAGGUCAACUGCAGACUUCACUUCUCUGAUGCAUGACAAGAACAUGAAUGGAAUGCCCACGAUCACCACCCCCAUCAAAACAGCAAACCAACACCAGGGCAAGAAGCAACACCUGCCCCAGGAAAAACCAUUAGUCCUGCCCACCAGUCCCAGGAACCAGGAGCUGAACCGAAAGUACAAGUCCCAGCACGACCAAAUGAUCUGCAAGUGCCUCUCGCUGAGCAUAUCUUACGCUGCGACCAUCGGCGGCCUGACCACCAUCAUCGGGACCUCCACCAGCCUCAUUUUCCUGGAGCACUUCAACAACCAGUACCCAGCCGCAGAGGUGGUGAACUUUGGCACCUGGUUCCUCUUCAGCUUCCCCAUAUCGCUCAUCAUGCUGGUGGUCAGCUGGUUCUGGAUGCAUUGGCUGUUCCUGGGCUGCAAUUUUAGAGAGACCUGCUCUCUGAGCAAGAAGAAGAAGACCAAAAGGGAAGAAUUGUCAGAGAAGAGGAUCCAAGAGGAAUAUGAAAAGCUGGGAGAUAUUAGCUACCCUGAAAUGGUGACUGGAUUUUUCUUCAUCCUGAUGACCGUGCUAUGGUUUACCCGGGAGCCUGGCUUUGUCCCUGGCUGGGAUUCUUUCUUUGAAAAGAAAGGCUACCGCACUGAUGCCACAGUCUCUGUCUUCCUCGGCUUCCUCCUCUUCCUCAUUCCAGCAAAGAAGCCCUGCUUUGGGAAAAAGAGUGAUGGGGGCAACCAGGAACCCUGUCUGAGGACAGAGCCCAUCAUCACUUGGAAGGACUUCCAGAAGACCAUGCCCUGGGAGAUCGUCAUUCUGGUGGGAGGAGGCUAUGCUCUGGCUUCUGGUAGCAAGAGCUCUGGCCUCUCUACAUGGAUUGGGAACCAGAUGUUGUCCCUGAGCAGCCUCCCUCCAUGGGCUGUCACCCUGCUGGCAUGCAUCCUGGUGUCCAUUGUCACAGAGUUUGUGAGCAACCCUGCCACCAUCACCAUCUUCCAGCCCAUCUUGUGCAGCCUGUCUGAAACGCUGCACAUUAACCCACUCUACACCCUGAUCCCAGUCACCAUGUGCAUCUCAUUUGCAGUGAUGCUGCCUGUGGGCAAUCCUCCCAACGCCAUCGUCUUCAGCUACGGGCACUGCCAGAUCAAAGAUAUGGUGAAAGCUGGCCUGGGGGUCAAUGUCAUUGGCCUGGUGAUUGUGAUGGUGGCCAUCAACACCUGGGGAGUGAGCCUCUUCCAGCUGGACACUUUUCCGGCCUGGGCUAAGGUCAGUAACAUCACUGAUCAGGCCUAACACAAGUGGACAGACUGACCCAA
This is a messenger RNA of Tupaia belangeri chinensis (Chinese tree shrew), 2611 nucleotides long. RefSeq names its product solute carrier family 13 member 4 (gene SLC13A4). Gene Ontology annotation, biological process: transmembrane transport. The coding region runs from base 705 to 2588 and encodes 627 amino acids. The record is from RefSeq and is a predicted model, not a curated record. Gene Ontology annotation, molecular function: transmembrane transporter activity. Gene Ontology annotation, cellular component: plasma membrane. Lineage: Eukaryota; Metazoa; Chordata; Mammalia; Scandentia; Tupaiidae. The transcript is spliced from 16 exons.